GGAGAGAGCGGCGGCUCAACAGAGAGAGGGAGAGAGAGAGAGAGAGAGAGGCUGACAUGAGCUACAGAGGCAGUAGAAGAAGAAAAAGAGAGCAACUGUAGGAAAGUCUCCAGAACCAGGGCCAAGAUCAGAUCCAGGAACAGGACCAGAGGCUGUACACCAGAACCAGAACCCAGGACCAACACAGACCAGGAGCAGACCAUUCAACCAUGUCAGAGUCCAUCAGAAGAAGAAGCUCCAGCAGACAGCUCCUGCAGAACCUCAUCAGGGUGACGGCCCAGCGGAGCCAGGAGGACGCCGAAGAGGUAGAACGGGAGCGAAGGAGGAGAGCCAGGGAGAAGCAGAGAGGAGAGGAGAGCCCCUCCUGGCCAGAGCCCCCCCAUCACAACGAGCUGACACACAACACGGAAUUGGACAAAGAGGAGCUGAAGCCCAGCUGCUGCCUGGUUCUGGAGGAGGAUGAGGGCUUCAGUGACUGGAGUCACAGGUUGGAGGUGCUGCAGGAUGACUGCAGGGCCAGGGAGCAGACACGUUCAACACCACAGUGGAAACCAGGGCAUGAAGAGAAGAAAAAGCAGGAGGAUGGAGAAGAGGAGGAAGAGGGACAGGAGCCAGCAAGAAGCAGUCAGGCCCAAGAAGCUUCAACGAGACCUCCAGAGAAGAUAUCCAGCAGCAAAAAGGAAGUCAGGACGUCAUAUAGCUCGUCAGUGUUUGUGCCACAGGACACCAGACUGCAGUACGCCACAGGACAACCAGCAGACAGGACAUCCUACCUGGCGGCAGGGACAAUGAAGCCACGUGGAGGGGCCUGUAGAGUGGAUGGGGAGAGGGAGCAGGAAGAGCCAAAGGAAGAGGAAGAACAGGUGCAGCCCACUUUGCAGAGAGAGUGGAGGUCAACAGAAACCCGACAAAGCCCUGAAGAUGAAGACAAUCUGGAGAAGGAAGAGGUACUGAGCUUCACACAUGAAAUGAGGGAGGACCUCCAUCUCAGGAGGGAGCAGAAACACAGGGAGGAGGAGGAAGAAGAGGAGGAAGAUGAGGAGAAAGAGCACAAGACACCAGACAAGAGAUCAGUGGAGACGAGAGACAGAAGGAGUGAGGAGGUGAACACAAGAUCUGCAGCUUCUCUCUGCAGCAGCAGCAGCAGCGAAGGCGAGGAGCCAUUAAACUGCUACGGUCCCAUGAGCCCAACAUUCAAGAAACUCCUCAUACAGUUUUAUCCAGAUGAAGUCAACAGCAGAGUCUCAACAGAUGGUAAAUGCACGAUCAUAGAGAGAACUGAGUCUCUGAGGAAAAGCACCAACAUGAGGAAAACACUGCCUCCUGGUGCUGUUUCCAAGAUUGACAGGAAACUGAAGCAGUACACACAUGCACUCGAGGUCUCAUCAAAGGAUGGCAGAUCAUCAGGCGGUCAUACGCUGACAGACCUCACGAGUCCCACUGAACCUAUUGCCUCCAAGAAGAAUCUGUUUGAGGCCGGAGAAGCUUGGAACCAAAACGCCAUCUCAGUCACAGCAUCUAAGGAUGCAGACAGUGUAAAAGUCGGCGUGGCUGAUCUCAUCAAUCAGUGGGUGAGAGGAGGUGAAGAUGGCAGCAGGUGCAGCUCGCCCUCCAAACCAGCAGAAAUAAAACCUGGCGGUGUUUUAAACAAGAAAAAUUUAUGGGAGAGUCUUGGUGACACAUUAGCCUCUGGAAAAGAUGGGAAGGAAAGCUCCCCUGGUAAAAGGUAUAAAUUUGUGGUGACGGGUCACGGAAAGUAUGAGAAGGUUUCUGUUGACACUGAAGACGUGAACUGUCAGUCAGCUGGACAACCCUAUGACGAUUUGUGAAACACGUGUUGGACUUAUAAAAGAAAAAAACCUUUGUUACAUCACAAAUUUUAGCCACUAUUAUUUCAUCAUUCUCUGUGUUUCAAGCUUUAGGUUGGAAAUGUUCUUAAAUCCUGUUGUAAAGACAAAUUUACUUCGAUACUCUGUUAUCAUUUAAAAAAAAAGUAGUGAAGCAAAAAGUGAGUCUGUUCCCUAUUUAUACUGGACAGGUAUCCAUUUUAUCCUGUGAAUAAUAUCUCAAGGUACUUCGGCAGUAGUAUAUCUUUGACUACGAUGAAAUAAAAUCAAUUAGAAGAACUGCAGGUGUUUGAUUCCUCAAUAUUUACAAAGUUUUUGUUUUUGCUUCCAUUGUGAUUUACAGCCUAGAUGAGCUCAUUAUCUUCUACUGUGUUGCAUGUAUAGUUUAUUCAGCUGCUUACCAACUGUACUGAUUUAACCCAUGCUAAUGGCUCUGAGAAAACUCUGUAGCUGGCUUUAGAGAACUAUGAGCUCUCAUGACAACGAGCUCAUUAGCAGGUUUCAAAACUCUUAAUUGGGUCCUGAAGAUGCUGCAUGGCUACACAAAGCGUCACUAUUGGAAAUAGAAAGGCAUGUAAAGCCAUCACUUAUGCCAAGGCUACUUUGAAAUGAUGACAAACUACUUAUGAAAAUAGUCUCUCAAGGAGACUGUCGAGUUUAAAAAUGACCUCUGCACAAAAUAAAAGUAAACCCAAAGCAACAUGAUUGGCGCACACAGGAGGGUGAGCAGGUUCAUGCAGGGAGGACGGGUGUUAGCAUUUAACUAAUGUUCAUAACCCACUUAACUUAAACUUAAAACAUGAGCAGCAGUGAAUUGAAACAAUGAGAAGGAAGUCAAAGAUCACAGGCAUAAUUAAGUGACAAUAAAUGUAACAAAUAAUCCUGCUCAUCUAGGAUUAUAUUGGACAGAGACGUGUCAGAGCUGCAGAGGAAAUUGAAUUUUGAUGCACAUACUGUACGAAAACUAAUUAAUAUUCAAAUGUAACUGACAUUUUAUGAUAAUUGGUUUAUGUACUGUUAAUAAACUCACUUGGUCAUCUCAAGUGGCAACAUGA
Molecule: messenger RNA, 2902 nt
Organism: Lates calcarifer (barramundi perch)
Lineage: Eukaryota; Metazoa; Chordata; Actinopteri; Centropomidae
Product: lymphocyte-specific protein 1
Exons: 15
Coding region: 210-1829 (539 amino acids)
Biological process (GO): signal transduction
Molecular function (GO): actin binding
Source: RefSeq, a predicted model, not a curated record